AUGGCCUUGAUGAAGGUAAAGUUUAACUUGGCCAAAAGGGUAAAACUAGCCCAGGGGCUGUGGCUCCUGUACUGGCUAUCUGUGAUGGCUGGGAUCCUCAUUUUUAGCAUGGGGCUCUUUUUCAAGAUUGAGCUGCGUAAGCGAAGCGAGAUGAUGGACAACAACGAGAGCCAUUUCGUGCCCAACUUGCUUAUCCUGGUUGGGUUGGCUGCUUGUGGCAUCAAUGCCUUUGGUGGCAAAGUAUGCCAUGACUCCCUUGAUCCAAUAAAGUUCGCCAAGUGGAAACCCAUGGUGAAGAACUACCUGGCUGGAUGCUUCGCCUUCAGUAUCAUACUCUUCCUGACAGCUCUGCUGUGCUUUACCAUGCAGAUCUCUCUGCAUUUUGCCCUAGCAGAGGGCCUGAAGAAUGGGAUGAAAUAUUACAGAGACACAGACACUCCUGGACGCUGCUUCAUGAAGAGAACACUUGACAUGACCCAAAUUGAAUUCCGGUGCUGUGGCAACAACAACUACAAAGACUGGUUCGAGAUUCAGUGGAUCAGCAACCGUUACCUGGAUUUCAACAAUGCUGAGGUCAAAGACCGUGUAAUGAGUAACGUAGAAGGAAAAUACUUGAUGGACAGCGUCCCAUUCAGCUGUUGCAACCCUGCUUCUCCACGACCCUGCAUUCAGCACCACCUGACCAACAACACAGCGCACUAUGACUACGACCACCACACCGAGGACCUGAACAUCUGGACGCGUGGGUGUCGCGAAGCCCUGGUGUCCUACUACGGAGGAAUGAUGAACAGCAUUGGAGCUUUUGUGCUGCUGGACGUCCUGAUGCAGGCAGGCGUGAUGGUGGGUCUGAAAUAUCUGACCACUGCGCUUGAGACAUCAGAUCCUGAGAACCCAGAGUGUGAGAGCGAAGGUUGGCUGUUGGAGAAGACCGUCAAGGAGACUGUCGAUGACAUGAUGGCGAAGAUCAAAAAACUGGGUAAAGGUAACCAAGUGGAGGGGGAAGGAGAGGAAGCACAAGCCGUCGCCACGGUAAGCUGA
Molecule: messenger RNA, 1038 nt
Organism: Chanos chanos (milkfish)
Lineage: Eukaryota; Metazoa; Chordata; Actinopteri; Gonorynchiformes; Chanidae
Gene: prph2b
Product: peripherin 2b (retinal degeneration, slow)
Exons: 3
Coding region: 1-1038 (345 amino acids)
Biological process (GO): visual perception
Cellular component (GO): plasma membrane
Source: RefSeq, a predicted model, not a curated record